Macaca mulatta (Rhesus monkey) is the source of this 6313-nucleotide messenger RNA. It is a transcript of the gene CAPN10, whose product is annotated as calpain 10. The record is from RefSeq and is a predicted model, not a curated record. Gene Ontology annotation, molecular function: calcium-dependent cysteine-type endopeptidase activity. Gene Ontology annotation, biological process: proteolysis. Gene Ontology annotation, cellular component: cytoplasm. Lineage: Eukaryota; Metazoa; Chordata; Mammalia; Primates; Cercopithecidae.
AAGAAGGAAUGAAGGGAUUUAUUGAAAAUGAAAGUACACUCCACAGUGUGGGAGUGGGCCUGAGCAUAGGCACACAAAAGCCCUGUUAUAGAAUUUUUGGGAGUUUAAAUACCCUCUAGAUGAUUCCAUUGGUUACUUGGGGUACGCACUAUGUAGAUGGAGAUGAUGAAGUUACAAAGUCAUUGGCCUACGCCCUAUGGAGAAGAUAUUUCCUGUCAUAACUGAAGUGUGAAUCGGCCUAUGUUCCCUGCACCCAGACCCUAUUUUCCUGCCUCCUACCUACAGCUGUGUGGUCCUGAGCUGUCACCUCUUCCCUUUGAAGCUCAGGUUCCUCAUCAGUAAAAUGAGGCAGGAAUACCUACUGCUGAGAUGUGUGAUCACACAAACGCAGUGUCUCAACAUGUUGUACAUGUGUUUUGGCCCUUUGAGUCCUUGAGGACUGUCCCAGGUGGAACCCUCUUCACUUUUCUUGGAGAACUGACCAUGGGUUGCAGCAAAGACUAAAAUGGUUCCUGUUUCAGCCCUGCCUGGGAAGAUUCAGCUGGAACCUUUAGGCUAGGAAAAGGGAGUAGGACCCUACCCCCACUGUACCGGACCUGAGACAAAUCCACAGAAGAGCAAUCCUUUCUAACUCUGGGCAGUAUAUGGACAAGAUACUAAUUUUUAAUCUCUGCAUCUCCAUGAGAACGCAAUGACCAGCACAGUGAAGUGCCCAAUUACUGCCCCCUGAACAAAUGGAGAUGUCAAGUUCAGAAAAGAUCCCGGCUGAGGAAGACAGGGAACAUUCCCUUGAAAAACAAGGGCAGUCAUCCAGACAGAACAAGAGGAGUGGCAGGAUGAGAGGAGGCAGACAGGGCUGAUUCUAUAGGGCUCCUCCUCAACACCCAUGAACCUGAGAAAUAAGUGGUCAGAUGUAUUUCAGUCCACUGGCCAGCCGUGGGGUCAUGGUGGGAACCAGUCCCACCUGAAGGACUCUCAUCUUCCUACAAUCCUCAAAUACUGAGGCAUGGGGAUGCUGUUUCCUCCUUGAAGUGAGGGCCCCGAGGCUCUCGUACUUUACAAUACUUCAGACCAAGAGCCUGCAGUUGAGGCCGCCAGGAUCACGAACCAGCUGCCCCCCAAACCCCUUCUUAUCUCACCAACCCAAGCUGCUUACAGCCCCUCCAGAUAUCCCGGGGGGGAAUGUCGUUCUUCACGGCUGAUGGAACAUCUCUGCACCCUGGGGUAGUGGAUGGGACCACAGGGCAUAUGCAGUGUCUUAGUCUGUUUCACGCUGUUAUACCUGAGGUUGGGUAAUUUAUUUUUUAAAAAAAGCAAAACAGGUUUAAUUGGCUCAAAAUUCUGGUGGAAAUUUCAAGAUUGGGCCGCUGCACCUGGUGAGGGCCUCACGCUCCUUCAACCCCUGGCACAAAGUGGAAGGGGGCGGGGGCACACACAGAGAUUAUGUGGCAAUAUGGCGAGACAGGAAGCAAGAGACAAGCCCAGGAAGCCUGACUCUCUAACCAGCUCUCAUGGGAACUCACCCCUCCACACAGGGUACUAACCUAUCCAUGAGGGAUCCACCCCUAUUACCCAAACUCCUCCUACUAGGCACAAGCUCCCAACACUGCCACAUUGGGGACCAAAUUUCAAUACCAGUUUGGGCAGGGGCAGACCAUAUGCAAAUCACAGCAUAGGGUAAUGGUGGGGGCAGGUUGACACAGGGCUGCUGCCUACCCAGCACCAGCUGUCUCUUGGCCCCUUCCAGAUCCUGGGAAUCUGGCUACCGGCAUGGGCCCAGCCUUGGACACAGAUGUGGCCACAGAAAGCUGUUAGCUCUCCAGAUCUGAUCGGCCUGGGAGAGUGGCACAACAAAAGGCUCCCAAAGGAAAGUCAAGAUCCUCGGCCAGCCUCAGCUCUGCUACCCACCCACAUGUGCCCAGGACAGGGAAGAUAUGUUUCUUACUCCUCCAGGACCACUAGGUGAAGCAGAGACCAGGUUCUUCUUGAGUCCUCUCGGCUGUGGUGCAACCACCAGCCUAGCAAGGAAUCAGAAACAUCUUCCGCAAGAGUCAGCACCAUAGCGGGUGCUGAAUAGGCAAUGAAGCAUCCCAUAGGUGCUGGGCUAUGUGGUCACUCCCUUUUCCAGACCAAGGCAAGGAGAUAAGCACUCUGGGCCCCUAAUCAGGGGGCCCGGGGCCAGGUGGAAUGAAAACAGCAGUGUCCUACAACCUUAACUGCUACUCACGCAGGCCCCACCUGGCCUCUCAGAGGGAGGAACCUGGGACUCCUGAACCCGAUUCAGUUUCUCCUUCAACAGCAGGGACUUUUCACUCCUGACUGCAGAAAAACAGCUUCAAUGUGACCUUCCUUCGUAGCCCGAGGCUGGGUAAAACGGCCUGAGGCGGCAAAAUCCGAAAAGCUCUAUUGGGUGGCAAACUGCCGUCACUAGAAGAGUUGAGGCCCCCUUCUCCUCCCCUGCCUGGCCGCCUUCAUUCCUGGGAAUGGAACAGGUUCUUGCGGCAAGGGUGAAUCCUCGAGCAGGUCCCAGGAUCACUAUCCUCACCUCCCCGCGGCACUGAGUGGCUAUAGUUGUAAAUGUGCGUCCACAGGGUCACUGUCCAGCAACCAGGACCAGGUGCCUGGCCAUCUGGGGAUUGGAAAAAGCUCAGCGGGAUGCUCUGGCCGCCUCCCCUGACCCCAGUUAAGAUGUAGAGCGUUCGAACUAAAAUGCCUAGAAACAAAGCUCAGGCCCGGGAAGGUCCAACCAUUGCGACGCCGCUCCCUCAAGCUCUUCCCUCGGAGCCGUCUCAUUUCCCAAAACUCCCAAACACAUCACAGAGAGAGGUGUUGGCCUAGGUGGUCACUCCCUUUUCCAGAACCACAGCAAGAAGUUGAGCCUGCUGGGCCCCUAACCAGAGCCCUGGGGCCUGGUGGGACGAAAAGCCCUAUUAGGUAGCAAACAGCUGUCACUAGUGGGGUUGAGGCCCCCUUCUCCCCUGCCUGACGACAACGGCGGCAGGCACUCGACCGGCGUUGGACAGCUCGCUACUCGCCUUCCCUUGCGCAAACCGCGGUUCCUCCCAACUACCCGCGGCCACCGCCUCCGCAGCAGAGCGCCGGAAACAGAGACGCGUUUCGGAAGGGAGGUGCAUGCUGGGAACGGCGCUGCAUGCUGGGAGCUGUAGUGUGCGACGCAACUCGGCCGAAGUGCCUCCCUGGUCCCUGAAGCUCCCAGAGCCCGCGUGUUCAGGCGGUCCUGACACCCCGGCCCGAGCCCCACCUGCUGGAGGGCUAAACGCCUGCCGGCCCUCCGGGUAUGAGCGGAGGCCGGGACAGCCCUGGGCUCCGCCGCCCUCGGAAGGAAAAACUACAGCGAGGGCAGCUGCCCAGCCUCGUAAGAGCAGAGCUCGGGAACCCCGCCCCCUGGGCCUCCGAUGUCCGUGGCGCUUUCCGUCGCCCGAGUGCCAUUGGGCCGGCCUGUCACGUGACCCGAGGCCCCGCGCCCGGUUGGCUGCCGCCUGGUUACCAAUGGGAGACUAGCGGGCCGGCGUCCUGGCCUGGUCCAGCACCUGCGCCGCCCUCGGGUUUGGAGGGCUGGGCUGAGCUGGGAACGGGCGGGACGGGCCGGAGGCGGCGGCGGCGGACUCGCCUUCUCUCUGGGCUGGGACCCCGAGGCUACCGGCUGCAGAUGGGAGCCCGCGGAGCCGAGGAUGCGGGCGGGCCGGGGCGCGACGCCGGCGAGGGAGCUGUUCCGGGACGCCGCCUUCCCCGCCGCGGACUCCUCGCUCUUCUGCGACUUGUCUACGCCGCUGGCCCAGUUUCGCGAGGACAUCACGUGGAGGCGGCCCCAGGAGAUUUGUGCCAUGCCCCGGUUGUUUCCAGAUGACCCGCAGGAAGGGCAGGUGAAGCAGGGGCUGCUGGGGGAUUGCUGGUUCCUGUGUGCCUGUGCCGCCCUGCAGAAGAGCAGGCACCUCCUGGAACAGGUCAUUCCUCCAGGACAGCCAAGCUGGGCCGACCAGGAGUACCAGGGCUCCUUCACCUGUCGCAUUUGGCAGUUUGGACGCUGGGUGGAGGUGACCACAGAUGACCGCCUGCCAUGCCUCGCAGGGAGACUCUGUUUCUCCCGCUGCCAGAGGGAGGAUGUGUUCUGGCUCCCCUUACUGGAAAAGGGUCCAUGGGUCCUACGAGCACCUGUGGGCAGGGCAGGUGGCGGAUGCUCUGGUGGACCUGACUGGUGGCCUGGCAGAAAGAUGGAGCCUGAAGGGCGUAGCAGGAAGCGGAGGCCAGCAGGACAGGCUGGGCCGCUGGGAGCACAGGACUUGUCGGCAGCUGCUCCGCCUGAAGGACCAGAGUCUCAUCAGCUGCUCCGUGCUCAGCCCCAGAGCAGGUGCUCGGGAGCUGGGGGAGUUCCAUGCCUUCAUUGUCUCGGACCUGCGGGAGCUGCAGGAUCAGGCGGGCCAGAGCAUCCUGCUGCUGCGGAUCCAGAACCCCUGGGGCCGGCGGUGCUGGCAGGGGCUCUGGAGAGAGGGACAAUCCUUUUGAGGCCUGGGACCAAGGUGGCCCUUGGACCUGGGGUUUCAAUAGGGCAGACAUCAUCACGGGCUCAGGCAGCAGUCCUGGGAAGACACGUCCAGAGACGUGAAGCUCCUCUGGGAAAAGAGGCUCCCGUGGGUGGCCGCUGCCCGGAAGGCCCUGUGCUGCAGAGCUGCUUCAGGGGUGAAGGGUGGAGCCAGGUAGAUGCAGCGGUAACGUCUGAGCUCCUGUCCCAGCUCCAGGAAGGGGAGUUCUGGGUGGAGGAGGAAGAGUUCCUCAGGGAGUUUGACGAGAUCACCAUUGGCUACCCAAUCACGGAGGCCGGCCACCUGCAGAGCCUCUACACAGAGAAGCUGCUCUGCCACACUCGGGCGCUGCCUGGGGCCUGGGUCAAGGGGCAGUCAGCAGGAGGCUGCCGGAACAACAGCGGCUUUCCCAGCAACCCCAAAUUCUGGCUGCGGGUCUCAGAACCGAGUGAGGUGUACAUUGCCGUCCUGCAGAGAUCAAGGCUGCAUGCAGUGGACUGGGCAGGCCGGGCCCGGGCACUGGUGGGUGACAGUCAUACUUCGUGGAGCCCAGCGAGCAUCCCAGGCAAGCACUACCAGGCUGUGGGCCUGCACCUCUGGAAGGUGGAGAAGCGGCGGGUCAAUCUGCCCAGGGUCCUUUCCACGCCCCCCGUGGCUGGCACUGCGUGCCACGCAUACGACCGGGAGGUCCACCUGCGUUGCGAGCUCUCACCGGGCUACUACCUGGCUGUCCCCAGCACCUUCCUGAAGGACGCGCCAGGGGAGUUCCUGCUCCGAGUCUUCUCUACCGGGCGAGUCUCCCUUAGCGCCAUCAGGGCAGUGGCCAAGAACGCCAGCCCCGGAGCAGCCCUGCCUGCGGGGGAGUGGGGGACCGUGCAGCUGCGGGGCUCCUGGAGAGCCGGCCAGACGGCGGGGGGCAGCAGGAACUUUGCCUCGUACCCCACCAACCCCUGCUUCCCCUUCUCGGUCCCCGAGGGCCCUGGCCCCCGCUGCGUCCGCAUCACUCUGCAUCAGCACUGCCAGCCCAGGGACACCGAGUUCCACCCCAUCGGCUUCCAUAUCUUCCAGGUCCCAGAGGGUGGCAGGAGCCAGGACGCGCCCCCACUGCUGCUGCAGGAGCCGCUGCUGAGCUGCGUGCCGCAUCGCUAUGCCCAGGAGGUGAGCCAGCUCUGCCUCCUGCCUCCAGGCACCUACAGGGUCGUGCCCUCCACCUACCUGCCAGACACAGAGGGGGCCUUCACUGUGACCAUCGCAACCAGGAUUGACAGGCCAUCCAUUCACAGCCAGGAGAUGCUGGGCCAGUUCCUCCAGGAGGUCUCCGUCAUGGCAGUGAUGAAAACCUAACAGGGUGGCUCCCUAUGCCAGCUCAGGUGACUGGAACUCAAGGGCCUGACAGGUUCCCAGCAACUGGGCCGGCCAGCCUUGCACUGUGAGGGCUGGUCCUGAGUCUUGGCCUGCCUCCCAGCCCUGCCAGGGGGCUGCUGCCUAAGAGUCCACGGGAAGCCUCCAUCAUGAGAGACUCAGCCCUGGGGGCAAGCAGGUGCUGCAGAGGAAGGGCGGGAAGCUUGGCGGCUUCUGUCGCGCCUCUGAGACGGCAGAGACCCCAGGAUCCCAGAGCUUCCCAGGAUCCCUCCCAGAUCCUCCUCUGCUGACUCCACACGGAAGCCUCACACCCACAGGGUAGGGCAGCAGAUCUUCUUUAUACCUAUGUAUUGUUUGCAUCACUUUUAGGAUGUAACUUUAUAAAUAAACAUGAACGCUGAGGAUUCGCA